AUGAGAGGUCCAAUGGACUUGUUUGUUAGAAAACCUGAAACUGCCAUUGCAAGAAACAAAAGAGAGAAAUUGAGGCAGCAGAACAUCAAGGAAGCAUGUAAUAAGGAAGCAGUUCAUAGAGUUCAUCGAUACAUAGCACAGUGGUUCUACCAAGCUGGGAUUCCAUUGAACUCAGUAAAGUUGAAGAGUUUUCAAGAAAUAUUGUGGGCUGUUGGAAGCUUUGGUCCCAAUUUACCUGCUCCCAGUUAUCAUGCUCUAAGGGUUCCACUGCUUAAUGAGGAGUUGGAUUACACCAAAGGAUUGUUGAAGGGUCAUAAAGAGCAAUGGAAAAAGUAUGGUUGCUCUAUUAUGUCAGAUGCUUGGACGGAUAAAAGGCAAAGGAGCAAUAUUAAUUUUCUUGUAAACUCUUCAGCUGGGACAAUGUUUUUGAAGUCUAUUGAUGCUUCUGAUUAUGUGAAGACUGGUGAGAAAUUAUUUGAGCUUCUUGAUGAUGUUGUCGAGGAAAUUGGUGAGCACAACGUUGUUCAAGUUGUAACUGAUAAUGGGAGUAAUUAUGUUCUUGCUGGUAAGUUGCUGAUGGAGAAAAGGCCAAAUUUGUUUUGGACUCCUUGUGCUGCCCACUGUUUGGAUUUUAUGCUUGAGGACAUUAGGAAGUUACCAUUAAUUCAAAAAACCAUAAAAACGGCCAUUUCAUUGGUUAGCUUCAUUUAUAGUCACUCUAGCACGUUAGCUAUGUUGAGAAGCUUCACAAAUGGCAAGGAGUUGGUAAGGCAUGCAGUCACCCGAUUUGCCACUUCAUUUUUCUCUUUGGAAAGGCUUUAUGAGGAGAAAGGAAAUUUGAGAAGAAUGUUCACCUCAGAUGAAUGGGCAAAGAAUAAGUUGUCAAAGGAGGCAAAGGGGAGGGAGGCAACAAAGAUUGUUAUCAUGCCCUCUUUUUGGAAUCAUGUCAAGUACACCCUUAAGAUUAUGGGCCCUCUUGUUCGGGUGCUUAGACUUGUUGAUGGAGAGAAGAAGCCACCAAUGGGAUAUAUUUAUGAAGCAAUGGAGAAGGCAAAGGAAUGCAUAAUGAAAACAUUUCUUAAUGAUGAGAGCAAGUACAAUGAUGUUUUUAAAAUCAUUGACAACAGAUGGAAUUGCCAACUUCAUCGUCCGUUGCAUGCAACCGGUCAUUUUCUAAAUGCUGAGUUGUUUUAUGACAACCCUUGGAUUGAACUGGAUUUAGAAGUUACAAAGGGGUGGUUUGAGUGCAUCACUAGAUUGGUGCCAAGUCAAGCUGUGCAACAGAAGAUAUUGGAGGAGCAAGCACUAUACAAGGCCGGCUAUGGACUUUUUGGAUUAGAUUUUGCAAAAUCUCAAAGGAAAAAGAUUUCACCCGUUAAGAUUGUUAUAAAUUUUACAAAGCUUUAUAAAUUUAGUUCGGUUAAACUAUUAAAGGCUUAG
Molecule: messenger RNA, 1440 nt
Organism: Arachis stenosperma
Lineage: Eukaryota; Viridiplantae; Streptophyta; Magnoliopsida; Fabales; Fabaceae
Exons: 1
Coding region: 1-1440 (479 amino acids)
Source: RefSeq, a predicted model, not a curated record